Molecule: messenger RNA, 4041 nt
Organism: Stylonychia lemnae
Lineage: Eukaryota; Ciliophora; Spirotrichea; Sporadotrichida; Oxytrichidae
Source: the annotation of a GenBank genome assembly
AUGUUGAGACAAAAAAGUUUGAAGGAACUAGUAGAAUAAGAGUCAGUGCUUUAGUAUCCAGAUAUUUCUCAUUGGAGAUAACUAAAAGCUUUAACAAUAAAGAGCUACACUAUCUAGUACAGGUUGCUUAUUUCAACUCUUAUGCAAUACAUGAUUUCCUUCUUUUCAUUUAUCGGUUCAGCAGUUAUUUAUGCAAUAGUAUUUAUGAAAAAGGAUGAUAGCGCUGGAAACACAGCUUUAAAUAUUGACGUUCAGACUGUAUUUAUUUUGGUGGUUGCUAUUCCUUUUACUCUACUGACUAAAAACAUAUUUUCAUAAAUUAUCAAUGACAAAGAGACAAAUCUAGUUGAGGUCCUAAAGUUUAAUAACCUGUCGCCUAUUACAUAUGGCCUGAGUUUUAUCACAUAAUACAUAAUCUACAUUGUUUACACAUCUCUGUGCUUGACCUUACAGUUUAUGGUUGCAUAUAUAGUAACUGGAAAAGAUGAAAUUGCAGAAUAAAAGCUUGGUGAUUUUGCCCUAUAUUUCUUCUAGUUAUUGCUGUUUGCGAUAGGCUUGGUAUGCUUCAGCUUGUUUCUUUCAGUCUUCUUUAAGGACGUUAAAAUCGGGUAGUUAAUAGGGUCUUAGAUAUUUGUCUUUCCUAUAAUUACUUUUGUAAUACUUUUGUAAAGAGAUCAAAUCGACGAUAAUUAAACUAAUAGAACAGACUUUACAGAUAUAUUCGAUUACACCUAGUUCUUAGUAUUCGUUCCACACUACCCAAUUUUUAUGAUAACUUACAAUUUGACUUGGUAAUUCGAUCAUUCAUCCUCAAUUGAUUAGCCUCGAGCUAUAACUCUUUCUAAUGUUUUCUUAUUCGUUAACAUCUUUCUAUAUUUCACACUUUACGUAAUUUUCAGUGGGUUUAGUUUAUCUACCAUUGACAAGCUUAAAAGAAAGACAAUUGAGUGCCGCAAUCUUUCAUUGAAAUAUGAUGAUAAUUUUGAAGCAGUUAAGAAGGUGGAUUUUGCCAUUAAAAGAGGAGAACUGGUUUGCCUGAUUGGACCUAACGGCUCAGGAAAGUCUUCACUUUUAAAUAUGAUAUGUGGACUAAUUCAACCAACUGAAGGAGAUAUUAAGAUUUAUGGCGAGAUUCUCAAUAAAAGUAAUAAAAGAUAGGUACUUGACUUCUGUUUACAAGAGGAUACUUUGAUUUAAAAUUAUACUGUAGAAGAGCAUUUUAAAAUUAUCUGUGAUCUCAAGAAUAUUGAGUCUGAUUAGGAAUAGAAAAUUGUCAAAGAAAUUUUGAUAUGUCUUAACCUUGAAAAGCAUAAAGAUAGCUAUUCUUAGGAUUUAUCAUUAGGUAACAAAAGAAAGUUAUAGAUGGGAAUGUCCCUUCUUGGAAGUAAGAAGGUACUUAUCUUAGAUGAAAUCACUUCAGGUCUAGAUAUAGUCUCAAGAAAAUAGAUUUGGGAUUUAGUUAAAGAGUUAAAGCACAAUAAAACUAUUAUCUUCUGUACUCAACAUCUUUAGGAGGCCGAUGAAUUAGCAGAUAAAAUAUUGCUUCUUGAAAAUGGCUAAGUAAAAUAUUACGGGGACCCAUAGAAUUUGAACAACCAUAUUGGAUCAAAAUAUACUUUCACAAUUACAAUCAAGGAUAAAACCAAAAAAUUUAAACUAGUGUCUUUAAAGAGGUAAUUGAAUGAUCUAAAGAAAUUAAAGGAUAUUGAGAUUUAGUAGCAUGCAACUCGUAUUAAAGGUCAACAUUAAUACUUAGUUGAUGAGAAAAAUCUCUCUAAACUCGAGGAAGUUAUGCUCUUUCUUGAACAUUCCUAGGAAACAUUUAUGUACGAUCUAGAGAAGUAAAACUUGGAAAGCUAAUACAUGAGUCAUCUCUAUUCAAAUGAAAUGUUUUCAAUUGAUCGAUACUCUUUCAAGCAAAAAGAAUAAAAUUUAGACUUACUCAACAAUGAAGUAUCUACAUCGACUUAUAUUCAGCAAAUGCUAAAGUAGAGAUAUAACUAAUUCAAGAGAAAUAAGAAACUUCUGAUUAUCAGUUUACUUACUAUGCUUCUGGCCUUCGCAAGUUUAAUCAAAUUAGCAUUAACAGAUUAAAACAAAAUUAAGACUGUAUUUAUUUAGGCUUUCGAAUUUGGUCAUGGUAAUGUAGCUGGUAUACUAGUAAUGUAAGCAUCAAUGGAUUAUGAGUCUAAAUUCCGUUAUUUGAUUAACCUAGCAGGAAUGGAUCCAUAAAUAUAUUGGCUUACAAAUCUUUUAUUUGAUGUAUUAGUUUACUUGCUCUUUGCUUUUGUCUAUUUUAUUAUCACGCAGGUGUUAUUUUGUAUGUCACUUGGAGAUUUUUUCAUGAUAAUUAUAAUGUAUUUACUAUUUGGUUGCCAACUUGUGCUUUUGAACUAUCUGAUAUCAGUGAGAACUGCUUCUUCAAAUACAGCUUUCUCUGGAGCUAUAUCUUUUACUUUGGCAAUAGCUAUUAUUUUUCCCAUUGGAACUUAUUACAUUGCUCAAGCAACUGCAUACUCAAAUACUGGAGGCUUCUAUUAAUAGGGAGAUUUCGCAAACAUAGCUUUGGUUGUACUUGGCUUAGAUCCCUUUGUAAUAUUUAGUGGAGCAUUUUAAACAUAAAUUGCUUACAAAGAAAUUUAAGACUAAAUACCAAUUUAGUCCUUAACUGCAUCAGUAUCGAUCUUUGAUUUAUACUCAUCGCCUGUCUUCAGUCUAGUUUACUGCAUGUUUUUCUACAAGAUUUUGGUUCAUAGUGAUUCAUCAAGACUUAGAGUAUUCAGAAAACUACACAAAAAAAUAUUUUAUCUUACAUUGAAUCCAGAGGAAACUGAAAAUAUCAUAAAUAUUAAAGACCUUGAGAAAUCUUAUAAGAAGAAAAAGCCAAUUCUCAAAAAACUUUCUUUGCAAUUAAAAACUGGAGAAAUCCUAGGACUGUUAGGACCUAAUGGUUGUGGAAAGUCUACAAUGUUAUCGAUCCUUGCUCUGGAUUAAGUCAGAAACGAUGGUGAAAUUGUGAUUUUAGGGUCAUGGAUAGACGAAUUUGAACCUGAAAUUCAAGGUAUCGAUUUGGGUUACUGCGCUUAGUAUAACAUUCUUAAGUAGAAACUUACUGUAGAUGAGCAUCUUGAUUUUAUCUCGAUUGUUAAGGGACUUACUCCAGAUAUCAUUAAAUCUAAGAAAGCUUGGUUGCUCAAAGCUCUUGACCUUAAGAAAUAUUAAAAUAAAUAGGCAGGAAAUCUAAGUGAAGGUAAUAAGAGGAAAUUGUGCUUGGCUAUGACUCUUAUGAGAUAACCUAGAUUGUUAAUUCUUGAUGAACCGUUUACUGGAGUUGAUCCUCUAGGCAAGAAACAAAUUUAUCAAAUCCUAAGAUCUCUCACUGACAUAUCAAUUAUCUUUUCAACUCACAGCGUGGAUGAGGCAGAAGCAUUAUGCGAUAGAAUAAUAAUUAUGAAUUAGGGCAUAAUACAAGAAGAAAGUACAAUGUUGCAAGUUAAUUAGAAAUUCAUCAGACUAUACAAGUUUAAAAUUACAAUUAAAGACAUUAGCAUGGCACCUUAAGUUCGAGAUACACUCUAAGCUGAGCUUCCUUAGUUUGAGAUUGAGGAUCAAACUUAAAUCAAUGGCAAAAUUUUCUCUCAUGAAGCUGUUACAAUCACCUAUUGCUAGUCAUCAGCAAUGCAAUAUAAUCAAUUUUUCGAUAAAAUUUUAGAAGCUUAAGAAGAAGAGAGAAAAUCUCUUGAUUAGUAAAAGCAAUAAAAUAAAAUUCAGUUAGAUACACAUGAAAUAGAGAUAGAGGAAGAAAAGAAGUAAUUAAUUGAAGAGAAUGUUAUGACUGAAAGGACAAUGAGUAUAAUAAACCCUUCUGCUAAAAAAUCUGAGCUAAUAAACAAGUAUCUACUCUAUAAAACUUUAAACAGCCUAAAAAGGCAGCAGCUGAUUGAAAACUUCUAGAUCUUGAGAACUUCAAUAGAGGAGGUAUUUACAUAUGAGAAUGAAGAAAGUCUAAAAUAAAUGGAAAAAAGAAACACUAUUUAAUGA